GUGACGUCAGACGCGGACGAAGCGGCGGCAGGCUGCCGAGCCGAGGGAAGUGGGUGGUCCGUUCGCGGAGAGGGGAGCUGUGCCCGCCGCCUGCACGCCAUGACCCAGUCGGUGGUGGUGCAAGUCGGCCAGUGUGGCAAUCAGAUCGGCUGCCGAUUCUGGAAUUUGGUUCUCCGGGAGCAUGCAAACAUCAACAAGAAAGGUAUCUAUGAUGAAGCUCUCAGUAAUUUCUUUAGAAAUGUGGACACAAGAUAUACUGAUGGAGGCGGUAUAGAUCUAAACAAAGGACUAAUAAGAACGCUCAAAGCUCGGGCGGUACUCAUUGACAUGGAAGAAGGUGUCCUUAAUGAAUUACUUCAGGGUCCAUUGAGAGAUGUUUUUGACAAUAAACAGCUGAUAUCAGAUGUAUCUGGUUCAGGUAACAAUUGGGCAGUGGGGUACAAACAGUACGGCAAACAGUACCGGGACCAAAUUGUAGAUACACUUCGAAAAACAGCUGAACACUGUGAUUCUUUGCAAUGUUUCUUUUUAAUUCACUCAAUGGGUGGAGGAACUGGUUCUGGAUUAGGUACCUUUGUUCUGAGCCUCUUGCAGGAUGAAUUCCCGGAGGUUUACAGAUUUGUUACUUCUGUCUACCCUUCUGCUGAAGAUGAUGUUAUUACCUCUCCCUAUAAUAGUGUUCUCGCCAUGAAGGAGCUGACUGAACAUGCAGAUUGUGUUUUACCUAUUGAAAAUCAGUCCUUGGUGGACAUAGUCAACAAAAUCCAGCAGAUGGCCAGUGGCAAAAUGGCAUCAGUGAAAAUGAAAAGUACUCUGAUCUCUAGUCAGAGUGAGGCCAAAAGGCAGGAAAAGCCAUUUGACGCAAUGAACAAUAUUGUUGCUAACUUGCUUCUGAACUUGACCAGUUCUUCCAGAUUUGAAGGGUCCCUCAACAUGGAUCUUAAUGAGAUUACCAUGAAUCUGGUUCCGUUUCCACGGCUACAUUACCUCGUUUCUAGUCUAACUCCUUUAUACACCCUGGCUGAUUUAAAUAUCCCUACAAGAAGGUUGGAUCAGAUGUUCACUGAUGCUUUCAGUAAGGAUCACCAGUUAAUGCAUGCUGAUCCAAAACAUAACCUAUACCUUGCCUGUGCACUUAUGGUCCGGGGAAAUGUUCAGAUUUCUGACCUGAGAAGAAAUAUUGAGAGAUUGAAACCUUCCCUUCCGUUUGUCUCAUGGAAUCGAGAAGGUUGGAAAACGAGCCUCUGCUCGAUACCUCCUGUGGGACACACACACUCUCUAUUAGCAUUGGCCAAUAAUACUUGUGUUAAAUCCACCUUCACAGAUCUCAAGGAUCGCUUUGUAAAACUCUACAAGAAAAAGGCUCAUAUUCACCACUACCUUCAUGUGGAUGGGAUGGAACAAAUCUGUUUCACAGAAGCAACUAAUUCCUUGACAUCCCUGAUAGAAGAGUACAAUGAACUGGAUGCUACUAAAGGACAAAUCAUCAACAAUGUUCCUCGUCUUUCCAUUGCAACGUAAAAUACAGUACUGUAUUUGUCAACAUGGAGCAGAGAGCGAGCUUGUAAAUCAGGUGGGGGGAAAGGGUGUUGGGAAUGGUGAGGGUGGAGUGUCACGGGAGGGGUGUGGUACAGGUGGCAGAGAAGCAGUGGGAGGUGGCGCAGGGGCAAACGCAUCCCGCCCUGAGACACCAGGCAAGGUAAUUUGAUUCCAAGCACAGAAACAUAGAAAACCCAGCACAAUACAGGCCCUUUGGCCCACAAUGCUGUGCGGAACAUGUAUGCACUGAGAAAUUACCUAGGGUUACCCAUAGCACUCUAUUUUUCUAGGCUCCAUAUACCUAUCCAGGAGUCUCUUUUUCAAAAGAAAACCUUAUCGUAUCAGUCUCCACCAUCGUCGCCAGCAGCCGAUUCCACGCAAUCACCACUCUGCAUUUUUUAAUAAAAACUGGCAUCAUCUCUAUACCUACUUCCAAGCACCUUGAGCCAGCAGUAUAGUGUAAUACAUGACAUUUUUCCACAGAACUGUAUUGGAUAAUGAAGCCGUAAAACCUACAUUAGAUUUCCUUUAGAAAUUUAAUGUUGUAUAAUACUGAAAUAUAGGGUACACAAUAACACACCUUCAAGUUUUAUUGAAAGUGAGAUGUAUUCCUCAAAAUAUAAAAUGUUCUUAGUGACGUUGUUUUAUAUCUUUAUUGUGCAUAUUCUCUGAAUUAAUUAUUUCAAAGCAGUUCAUUAUUUCCAGUGACGAAUUGGUGGGCACUUCAUACUGCUCAUCUGAAGGUUAUCUCAGGGAGCUUUUGAAGCUACUGCUCUUCAGUACAGUGGGACGGGCUCAAUCUCGGCUUGUUAAGAGACAAACCUGAAUCGCCCUCUCCUCUCCGGGUAGUAUUGUGUGACUGUUGUGAAAAUGAUGCCUGCUUAUGUCAUUUGAAAAUAUAAUCUUAAGAUCUAUCUCAGAAUCAGUAGGAAAAGCUGUUGGUAUAUUACACAUAUGAGUAGUAAUAUUGUUUUCACUCUUAAUACUUUCAUUAAAUGAGAUGAGAACUAUUUUUAUAAUAUUGCUGAGAAUUAAUUAUAGCACACCAAUAUUGAUAACCUGGUGUUUGGAAGGACAAAAUUACUCAAUUUAUUCUGCCAUUGGGUUACAAUGCGUAAGUGUUUUUCUAGCAAUAAACUGUUGUGUGUUCAUGCAGGCUUGUUACUUCAUUGCAGUACACUCUAAGGAAUUAAAUGAAUACUUCACAAUGUGUUGAACUACUUGCAAUCGUCAGAGCUGCAAAUCAGUACCUUAGAGAAAACUUAUUUGAUUACAAAUAAAAUCCUUUCCGGAUUGUAUUAUUAUUUAUUGUGGUUUAGAUCCAUGUUUGGUUAAAUUAAUUCAAUUGGGAUCAUUUUUGUAAACAGAUCUGUGUGGAAACUUGCAUCAUUUUUUAACUUUAAAAAAAAAUGAAAAACCAAAAAUAAUGUUACCAGUAAAUGUAGCACUGUUUAGGAAGUCUAUUUCAUAUGGUGAUUUGCAAUAGAAGCUGGAUUUUGACAUCCAAAUCUGUUUUGUAUAUAUACCAAAGAAUUUAGUUGAUGACAAUAUAUCUCUAGUUCUAAUAAAAGUUAAAUUUGUUGCCAUACACACUUCUCACUUUAUAUAUGAAUUUGGGAGAGAAAUAUUGUGUAUAAUUUUACAUAGUACUUGUCUAAGCAACAAUCAAGGCAUAAGACUAAAAUAACACACAUAACAAGAGAAAAUCUGCAGAUGCUGAAAAUCCAAGCAACACGCACAAUGUCAGCAUCAAUGGAAAUGACAAAACAGUCUACGUUUUGGGCCAAGACCCUUCUUCAUGCCUGAGGGGGAGGGAGAAGACACCAGAAUAAAAAGCUGGAGGGAGGGGAAAGAGGCUAGCUAGAAGGAGAUAGGUGAAACUAAUUGGGUAGGAAAGAUGAAGUGUUGUAGAGGAAGGAAUUUGAUUGGAGAGGAUCAAAGGACGGAGGAAGGGACCUAAGGCAGGUGAGAAAAGGUAGGAGGCUAGAGUGGGAAAUGAAGAAUAGGGGAGGGAGAAGGAAUUUUUUCUUACUAAAAGGAGAAAUCAAUAUACAUGCCAUCAGGUUAGAGGCUACCCAGACGGAAUACAAGAUGUUGCUCUUCCACCCUGAGGGAGGUCUUAUUUUGGCACAAGAGGAGGCCACGGACCGACAUGUCCGAACAGGAGUGGGAAACGGAAUUAAAAUGUUUGGCCUUGGGUAAGUUCCGCAUUUGGGUCCCCGAUUUCGGAAGGUCUCACCAAUAUAGAGACGGCCGCAUUGGCAGCACCGUACAUGCACAACAGACAACCCCAGCAGAUUCGCAGGUGAAAUGUUGCUUCACCUGGAAGGAAUGUUUGGGACUCUGAAUGGAGGUGAGGGAGGAAGACUCAAGUAGUUAGGUACAUAAAAUAUGACAUUAAAGUAGACUGCAGAUGCUGGAAUCUGGAACAGAGUUGGGACCUACUGUGUUGGAAGUUAAUGACUCAUCGGGGUGAUUGAUGAGUUCAUGGCCUAAGGUAGAAGAUGAGUUAUUAACUUAAAACUUUCUCCAUAAUCACUCAAAGAGUUGAAUUGCAUCUACCUGUAACAAGAGCUGUAUAACUCAUCUCCUCCUACCUUAGGCCAGAAACAUAACAAUCACCCCUGCUGUAGACCCUUUCUGGAGGUCCAAGAUCCAUAUGCUCCAUGACCGCUGGACUAAGUGUGUAAAAGUAGGAGGGGACUAUGUUCAAAAAUAAGUGUGCUAGGUUUUCUAAAAUUGACUCCUUCUGCAUUAGGCCACAAACUUAUCAAUCACCCCUUGUACAAUGACCAAUUAACCUACCAACUGGUAUGCUUUUGGACUGUGAGAGGAAAUCAGAGCACAGGGUCACAGGGAGAACAUACUCUUUACAGGCAGCAGUGGGAAUUGAACCCUGGUCACUGGUACUGUAAGGUGUUAUUCUAACCAUUGCGGUGUGCUGUGCCACCAGUUAAUACAAGCAAUAAUGAUAGCUGAUUUACUUAGCAAAUUUGUCUCAAUCAGCAAUGAAAUAAACAGCCAGUGAAUUGGUUUUGUGCUGAUCAGUGGAUAAAGGCUGAUAAAGUGAAUAUCCCUUCUCUCUGAACAAUGUUGUCUUCUUAUACAAAAUAUGAACACGUUGGUUCAAUGGUUAAACUAAAACGUACAUAACAUCAGACUAGGUUUUGUUCUCAAUCCACUAGACUGGAUUUUAUGCCAUUAACCACCUAACCUAGAUAAAACUGCUCUCCCUCAACCAAUUUGUAACCAUUGAGGGUUGACCAGGUUGGAACGAGUGAACAAUAAAACGGGCAGAAUAAUAGAAAGGUAAAUACUUUUACAGGAUUAGCAACUUUAUUGUAACAUAGAGAAUUCUGCAGAUGCUGGUAAUCUAGAGCCACACACACAAUGCUGGAGGAAUUCAGCAGGUUAGGUAGCAUUGAUGGAGAGGGAAAAAAAACAGUUCAAGCUGAGACCAGGCCGCAUGAAGGGUUUGGGUCCAAAUGUUGACAGUUUAUUCCUCUCCACAGAUUGGGGGGUUCCCAAACUUUUAUUAUACUGUGAACCUAUGCAAUUAAGCAACAGGUCUAUGGACACAAGGUUGGAAAGCCUGCCUGGCGUGCUGAGUUUC
Molecule: messenger RNA, 5152 nt
Organism: Hypanus sabinus (Atlantic stingray)
Lineage: Eukaryota; Metazoa; Chordata; Chondrichthyes; Myliobatiformes; Dasyatidae
Gene: tube1
Product: tubulin, epsilon 1
Exons: 12
Coding region: 100-1521 (473 amino acids)
Biological process (GO): microtubule cytoskeleton organization; mitotic cell cycle
Cellular component (GO): cytoplasm; microtubule
Molecular function (GO): structural constituent of cytoskeleton; GTP binding
Source: RefSeq, a predicted model, not a curated record